This is a messenger RNA of Ciona intestinalis (vase tunicate), 1418 nucleotides long. The record is from RefSeq and is a predicted model, not a curated record. Lineage: Eukaryota; Metazoa; Chordata; Ascidiacea; Phlebobranchia; Cionidae.
UAAACCUUCACAAGUUUUUUAGGAAAUGAACGUAGCGUUUUUGGGCACCGGUUCUGGAUAUCCUACCCCAUGUCGUGGGGCUUCAGCGCUUGCUAUACGCUACGAGGGGGAUGUGUGGUUGAUAGAUUGUGGUGAAGGAACCCAAACUCAAAUCAUGAAACUAAAAACCAUUCGGCCCGGCCAAAUUUCUAAAAUUUUUAUCACCCAUUUACACGGAGAUCAUAUGUUUGGCCUUCCUGGGUUGUUAUGUACUAUUUCUAUGAAAACGGUCUCAAACCUUAAACUGGUAGAAAUAUAUGGGCCACUUGGGUUGCGUCGCUUUUUAAGGGAAGCAUUAAAUCUUUCUAGGUCAGUUUUAACAUUUAAGUAUGUUGUGCAUGAGAUUGUGCCCAACCGUAUACAGUAUGAUGGGUGGAAGCCUGGAGAUCCAGAUUGGAAUAUGUGGGAUCCAGAACACACAGCAAAAGGGUGUCUUCAUUUUUGUGAAGAGGGUUUUGGGCACGCUAUUUUUUAUGAUGAAGUUAUGAAGUGUUGGCCUCUGUGCUCUAAUAAAAAUAUGACUGUAGUUGCUGGUGGGUUGAAACAUAGGAUUCCCAGCUUUGGGUUUGUUUUUACGGAGUGCGACAAGCCCGGGAAACUAAAUAAUGCAAAAUUAAUCGAAUAUGGGGUACCUAAAGGCCCCUUAUUUGGGAGGAUUAAAAAUGGUGAAGAAAUUACUUUAGAAGAUGGACGCAUUUUAAAACCAGAAGAUUUUGUUGGGCCUGUACAGUCUGGAAAAAAGGUGGCUGUUUUACAAGAUACAUGCGAUUCAUGGCAUAUGAGGGAAAUUUGCAAUAACUGUACUUUGUUAAUACAUGAGGCUACUAAUGAGAAUUGUCAGCAAGACCGCUGCAUUGCAAAUGGGCAUUCUACACCCGCAAUGGUUGCACAAUUUGCAAAUGCAAUUGGAGCCCAAAAAAUAGUUUUAACUCAUGUAAGUCAAAGAUAUAAACAUCCUCUUACGCACGAUGUUGAACCAGAUGACCAAACUACUGAAAUUUUGGAAACUGAGACCAGAACUGACUUUUCAGGCCCAGUAAUUGCAGCUUAUGAUGGCUUAGUUGUCAAUGUAAACAAAAAGGUGUUUUAAAAAAUGGAUUAGAAAACUUGAUUUAUGUAUAUCCGUUUAUUGAGUAUAGUAUGAUGGGUGGUUAUAUACAUAUUUAAUCAGAUAAAUUUCUUUUUCUUUACCAAUUCUUUUAUACUAGGUCUAUUUAUAUGCACGUUAUACAAAAGAAAAAUGAAUUUCCCUUGUAAUGUUUAUAAACUUAUUAGUUCCAAUGUUUAUAAAUGACCACUUUCGGUCAAUCAAAAAUAGCACACCUGCUUAAAAACUCAGUUUAUUUAUAUAUAAAACUUCUCGUUUUGCUGUUUUCAAA